Molecule: messenger RNA, 2640 nt
Organism: Dovyalis caffra
Lineage: Eukaryota; Viridiplantae; Streptophyta; Magnoliopsida; Malpighiales; Salicaceae
Source: the annotation of a GenBank genome assembly
AUGAAACUCAACUCUAGACUAUUCAUGAAACUCCACCCUCUCCUUCAACGUCAAUCAUCUUACCGAAAGCCAUCAUGGGUUCAAUCCCUCCACACCUCAACCAAACAAGAAACUUCUGUUUCCAAUGAAGUAUUAACCGUUAUUAAAACUACUAACCCAAUGGAACCAGCUUUAGAACUCAUGGUCCCAUUUCUCUCACCAAAAAUUGUUACCUCUAUGAUACAAAAUCCACCAAACCCUCAAUUGGGUUUUCGUUUCUUUAUAUGGGCAUCAAAUUUCAAGCGUUUUUGUGCAUGGAAAUCUCACGAUUUAAUCACUGACUUGCUCAUUAACCAAAAUGGGCUUGAGCUGUACUGUCAAACACUUGAAGCACUUAAAAAUGAUGGUAUAAAGGUGCCUAAUGAUGCAUUUUACGUGUUGAUUAAGGUGUAUUUGAAGAUGGGUUUGACUUACAAAGCUGUGGAAACUUUUGGGUCACUGAGAGAUUUUGAUUGUGAGGCUGAUGUUUACACUUAUAACAUGAUUUUGCAUGUUUUGAUUCAAAAGAAUUUUAUUUUCUUAGCUUUAGCUGUUUAUAAUAGAAUGAUGAAGGUGAAUUGUUCGCCGAAUGUAGCUACAUUUAGUAUCUUGAUAGAUGGGUUGUGUAAGGGUGGUAAUCUAAAGGAUGCACUUCACUUGUUUGAUGAAAUGACACAAAGAGGUAUUUUGCCGGAUGCGUUUACAUAUUGUAUUGUUGUUUCUGGGUUGUGUAGAUCCAAGAAGGUCGAUGUUGCUUAUAGAUUGUUUGAUAAGAUGAAAGAUAGCGGCCUCGGUCCUGAUUUUGUUACUUCCAAUGCUUUGCUUGAUGGGUUUUGUAUGUCAGAUAGAGUCGAUGAGGCCUUUUCUCUGUUGAGGCUGCUUGAGAAGGACGGAUAUGUGCUUGGUGUACGUGGGUAUGGUUCUUUGAUUCGUGGGUUGUUUAGAGCUAAGAGAUAUGAAGGCGUGCAACUGUUGUAUAGGAAAAUGAUUGAGGAUAAUAUCAAGCCUGAUUUAUUUUUUUAUACGACAAUGAUGAAGGGGUUAGCGGAAGCAGGGAAGGUUAGGGAUGCGUUGAAGUUGUUGAAUGAGAUGACAGCGAGUGGUGUGGUUCCUGAUACUGUUUGUUAUAAUGUUUUGAUCAAAGGUUUCUGUGAUAUGGGUCUUUUGAGUGAGGCUCAAUCGCUUCUACGUGAGAUGUCUAGGCAUGAUUGCUUCCCUAAUGUCCAAACUUACUCCAUUCUCAUCUGUGGUAUGUGUAGGAAUGGCCUGACCACAGAUGCCCAAGAAAAAUUCAAUGAGAUGGAGAAGCUUGGAUGUCAUCCUUCUGCGGUUACAUACAAUUCCCUUAUUGAUGGACUUUGUAAAACUGGCCAGCUCGAGGAUGCUCAGCUUCUGUACUAUAAGAUGGAGAUAGGGAGAAAUCCGUCGCUGUUUCUUCAUCUUUCUCAGGGGCCCAAUCGCGUUCUCGAUAGAGCAAGCCUACAAACAAUGAUGGAGCAAUUGUGUGACUCAGGCUUGGUUCAUAAGGCCUACAAGAUUCUCAUGCAACUUGCUGACAGUGGGGAUGCACCAGACAUUUAUACAUAUAACAUUCUGGUUAAUGGUUUUUGCAAGUUAGGCAACUUUAAUGGUGCUUAUAAGCUCAUCACGGACAUGCAAGUCAAGGGCAUCUCCCCCGAUACUGUUACAUAUGGAACUCUUAUAAAUGGGCUUCUACAGUUUCAACGAGAAGAGGAGGCAUGUAAGGUCUUUGAUCAAAUGGAGAAGAAUGGGUGUACGCCUGAUGCAGAGAUUUAUAAAACAAGGAUGACUUGGAUGUGCAGGAGAAUGAAGUUGCCACUAGCAUUUAGUCUCUGGUUGGAGUAUCUCAGGAAAACUCGUAGUCAGGAAGAUGAAGCAAUUAAAGCUAUAGAAGGAUAUUUUGAGAAGGAAGAAGUGGAAAAGGCUGUUCGAGGCUUGCUUGAGAUGGACUUUAAGUUGUAUGAUUUUGAUUUAGGUCCAUAUGCUAUUUGGCUAACUGGGCUGUGUCACGCAAGAAGAGUAGAUGAAGCUUUGAAGAUAUUCUUAAUCCUUCAAGAGUGCAAAGCUGUUAUCAACCCCCCUUGUUGCGUGAAAUUAAUAUAUUCUCUAUUGAGAGAAGGGAAUCUAGACCGUGCAAUUGAUGUUUUCCUUUACACCAUUGAGAAAUGUUACCUGUUGAGACAACGGGUUGCCAAUCGAAUACUGAAACAACUUGUCUCUAAAAAGGGUAAAAAGGGAAAGGAUCGUGCCAUUUAUCUUCUACGCAGAAUGAAAUCUGUGGGAUAUGAUCUGGAUGCUCACCUUCGCCCUUGGGCGAAGUCUGUUUUACUUCGGCGUAAUAUACAGGAAAUGGAAAAUAGUGUCCCUGAGAUGAAUUCUGGAUGCGUUGAAAUGCAAAACAGCUAUGGUAAAGUUUGGCAACGGUGGAUGCCUACAGUCAAACAGCGGAGAAAAAUGUUUCAACUGGCUCAAAUGAAAUAUGCAGGAAAUAGAAUACAACUGGCACAAAAAAGGCUGGCUCGAAGGAAAUAUGCAAGAAAUAGAAAAUGGCUGCCCCGGGUUGGUCUCUCAAUGCAUGGAAAUGCAGAACAGCUACAGUAG